Aspergillus novofumigatus IBT 16806 is the source of this 563-nucleotide messenger RNA. RefSeq lists its product as uncharacterized. The transcript has a single exon. NCBI's taxonomy places the organism in Eukaryota, Fungi, Ascomycota, Eurotiomycetes, Eurotiales, Aspergillaceae. The record is from RefSeq and is a predicted model, not a curated record. Bases 193 to 486 code for a protein of 97 amino acids.
CGGAGAUAAUGAUGAUCAUGAAACAGUACCAACGACCUAGGUAGCAAAGUACCAAAGUACGAACUCCGAAUGCCCCCUUUUGAGGACUGAAGAGUGGCUUGUGAAAAUGGCUUGGACUUCAUUAAAGUGGCUGUGAACCACUUACUUUUCCAGCUGAUCUGGACAGCAACGGCCACUAAGAAGCUCGGAAUCAUGCUGCGAUACACCCAGUGGGUACGAGUCGUUGUAUUAAUGAGCCAGAGUACUCCAUACCCUCCUCUAGCGCUUGCACAAGUUCUUCUUCAUAGCUUCGAUGGGGACCCCCCUUUUCAAGUGGCGACUGUAAUACGCAAGUCGCAAUUAGGAGACAAAAGCAAAAAAGGAAAAAAGGGUAGGGGAGAAAAGGAGAUCGGCCCGCUGGAAGAUCGGAGCCUUUGCUUUCCCCAUCUAAUGAACGCAUCCAAAACUGUCAUUUCUUCGACGUCAUGCAGGGUUCAUCGUCUGUGAUGCGCAUCAGUGUAUACUUGCCCAGCAUCUGGAGCUCGAACCUGAGUACCUCUGUUUUUGUCCACAGAGUACCAAUG